GCAAAGAAAAGAAAGAGAAAUGUGUCUUCAGACCACUCUGACGGGGAAUUGAGCCCUGCCUCACCUGCUGCGCUGGAGGAUGACUUAAUAAUGAAGAGGCGCUCCAAUCGUGUGGUGAAGAGGAAGAAGUACACAGAGGACCUGGAUAUCAAGAUAACAGAUGAUGAGGAUGAGCAGGAAGAUGUAGACGUUACUACAACCGCGGCGGCUGUGGCCUCAAUCAGUGGCGGGACAGCAGCGCAGCUUAAACAGGAAAUGGAGCUGGAUGUUGACGGACAACCUAGCAUGCAGUUCUUUGUGGAAAACCCAAGUGAGGAAGAUGCUGCAAUUGUAGACAAAGUUCUGUCUAUGAGGGUAAUGAAGAAGGAAGUUUCACCGGGCCAGUAUAUCAAUGUUGAGGAAUUCUUUGUGAAAUACAAGAACUAUUCAUACUUGCACUGUGAGUGGGCAACUAUGGAGCAGCUGGAGCGAGAUAAGAGGAUCCAUCAGAAGAUCAAGAGGUUCAAGACCAAGCAUGCACAGAUGAGGCACAUUUUCCAGGAGGAUGAGGAGUCUUUUAACCCAGACUAUGUAGAGGUGGACAGGAUCCUUGACGUUUCCCACAGUGUGGACAAGGACAAUGGCGAGCCUGUUAUCUACUACUUGGUGAAGUGGUGCUCUCUACCUUAUGAAGACGCCACUUGGGAACUGAAGGAGGACGUGGAUGAGGGCAAGGUCGAAGAGUUCAGCAAAAUCCAAAACCGACAACCUCGCCUGAAGAGAACGCCACGGCCGUCUGCCAGUUCAUGGAAGAAGUUGGAGGAGUCGAGAGAGUACACAAACGGCAACACACUCCGAGAGUACCAGCUUGAAGGAGUCAACUGGCUGCUCUUCAACUGGUACAACAGGCAGAACUGUAUUCUGGCAGAUGAGAUGGGUCUGGGAAAGACCAUCCAGUCUAUUGCACUUCUCUCUGAGAUUUACGCUGCUGGAAUCCAAGGCCCUUUCCUGGUCAUUGCGCCUCUCUCCACCAUAACAAACUGGGAAAGAGAGUUUUCCACAUGGACCCACAUGAACGCCAUUGUCUACCACGGCAGCCUGGCCAGCCGACAGAUGAUCCAGCAGUAUGAGAUGUACUGCAAGGAUGACAAGGAGCAUUUGAUCCCAGGUGCAUACAAGUUUGACGCCCUCAUCACAACCUUUGAGAUGGUGUUAUCUGACUGCCCAGAGCUGAGGGAAAUCUCCUGGCGUUGUGUGAUCAUUGAUGAGGCUCACCGCCUGAAGAAUCGCAACUGCAAGCUGUUGGACAGUUUGAAGAUGCUGGAUGUGGAACACAAGGUGUUGUUGACCGGCACUCCUCUCCAGAACACUGUGGAGGAACUCUUCAGUCUGCUUCAUUUCCUCGAGCCUGCUCAGUUCCCUUCAGAGACUGAAUUCCUCAGAGACUUUGGAGACCUCAAAACAGAGGAACAGGUUCAGAAGCUGCAGGCCAUCUUGAAACCCAUGAUGUUACGAAGGCUCAAAGAGGAUGUUGAGAAGAACUUGGCACCUAAACAGGAGACCAUCAUUGAGGUUGAGUUGACGGAUGUCCAGAAGAAGUACUAUCGGGCCAUCCUAGAGAGAAACUUCAGUUUCCUCAGUUUAGGGGCAAACAGUAACAGCAAUGUCCCCAACCUGCUCAACACGAUGAUGGAGCUACGCAAGUGCUGCAACCACCCCUACCUCAUCAAUGGCGCGGAGGAGAAGAUCGUAGCGGAGUUACGGGAGGUGUAUGACCCCCUGGCUCCCGACUUCCAUUUGCAGGCCCUGAUUCGGUCUGCUGGCAAGCUGGUGCUACUGGACAAGCUGCUGCCCCGCCUCAAGGCUGGUGGCCACAAAGUGCUCAUCUUCUCCCAGAUGGUGCGCUGCUUAGAUAUUCUGGAGGACUACCUCAUCAACAAGAGAUACCUUUAUGAGCGAAUUGAUGGCAGAGUGCGAGGGAACUUGCGACAGGCUGCCAUCGAUCGCUUCAGCAAGCCUGACUCAGAUCGCUUUGUCUUCCUGCUGUGUACCCGUGCUGGCGGCCUGGGUAUUAACCUCACUGCUGCUGACACAUGUGUUAUUUUUGACUCUGACUGGAACCCUCAAAAUGACCUUCAGGCACAAGCACGAUGUCAUCGUAUUGGCCAGUCUAAGGCGGUCAAGGUCUACCGUCUGAUCACUAGGAACUCCUAUGAGAGGGAGAUGUUGGAUAAAGCAAGUCUGAAGCUUGGCCUAGACCGGGCCGUCCUGCAGAGUAUGAGUGGUAACAAAGACAGCAAUGUCAAUGGGAUCCAGCAGUUCUCCAAGAAGGAGAUUGAGGACCUGCUGAGGAAGGGAGCCUAUGCUGCUAUCAUGGAUGAGAGUGAUGAAGGCAGUCGCUUCUGCGAGGAGGACAUUGAUCAGAUCCUCCAGAGAAGAGCCACUACCAUCACCAUAGAGAGCGAGGGCAAAGGCUCGACGUUCUCCAAGGCCAGCUUUGUGGCCUCUGAGAACCGCAAUGACAUUGCACUUGAUGACCCCGAAUUUUGGCAGAAAUGGGCCAAGAAAGCCGACAUAGACAUGGACACCCUAAACCGAAAGAACACCCUCGUAAUCGACACUCCCAGAGUCCGCAAACAGACUCGGCAGUACUCCAGUUUACGAGGUGAAGGUGGAGAACUUUCUGACAUGGACAGCGACGAUGAGUAUCCACCUGCCAAUUCCAGACAGUCCCGUGCCUCUCGACGCUCCGACCGCCACAGUGGAGGGGGCUAUGGUCGCACUGACUGCUUCAGGGUGGAGAAACAUCUGCUUGUCUAUGGUUGGGGUCGCUGGCGGGACAUCUUAUCCCAUGCCAGAUGUAAGCGUCGUCUGAGUGAACGCGACGUGGAGACUAUCUGCCGUGUCAUCCUGGUUUUUUGUCUGCUCCACUACCGUGGAGAUGAGAAUAUCAAGAGUUUCAUCUGGGAGCUCAUCACGCCGCCAGAGAACGGGCGUGAACCACAAACACUUCUCAACCACUCUGGCUUGUCUAUCCCUGUUCCAAGGGGCAGGAAGGGUAAGAGGGUAAAGGCCCAGAGCACAUUUGAUGUUCAGAAGGUGGAGUGGAUCCGCAAGUACAACCCUGACACCCUGCUUCUGGAUGACAGCUACCGCAAACACCUCAAGCACCAGUGCAACAAGGUGCUGCUGAGGGUGCGUAUGCUCUACUACCUGAAACAGGAGGUGAUUGGAGAACAUGCGGACUCUGUCCUGAAGGGGGCUGACAUCAGGGAUGUUGAUAUCUGGAUGCCUGAGAUGGAGCAGCAGGAGGUGCCUGCAGGAUGGUGGGAUGGUGAGGCAGAUCGCUCACUGCUUGCGGGUGUAUUCAAACAUGGUUAUGAGAUGUACACCACUAUGCGUGCCGAUCCCUGCCUCUGUUUCCUGGAAAGAGCUGGUCGGCCUGAUGACAAGGCCAUUGAUGCCGAGCAGCACACUGGUGAUGCCGAGAUGGGAGACGAUGCUGACUAUGAUAAGUAUUCAGAGGACCCAGAGUUCAAGCCUGCGUCAAGACACGCCAAAGAUCUUUUUGAGGAGCCUGACUCCAUGAACGUGGACGAUGAGAUUUCUGUGGAAGACAAGGUGGGGCCAGUGAUCGCAGAAAGCCUUUCCAGUCACAGCGGUCCUUGUGACUGGCCUUCCAGCUCAUCACUAACAGCACGGCUGCGGCGUCUGAUCACAGCUUACCAGCGCAGCUACAGGCAGGAGCAGCUGAAAAUCGAAGCAGAGGCUAAGGGUGACCGCAGGCGCAGGCGGUGCGAACAGGCCAGCAAGCUGAAGGAGAUUGCGCGACAGGAGCGCCAGCAGAGGUGGACACGUAGGGAAGAAUGUGACUUUUACCGUGUGGUAUCUACUUUUGGUGUGGAAAAGAUAAAAAAGGAGGCAGGUCUACCCGAGGUCGGAGAACCUGAUUUUGACUGGAACCGCUUCCGUACCUUCGCUCGUCUGGAUAAAAAAACAGAUGAGAGCCUCAGUCGAUACUUCCGCUCUUUUGUUGCCAUGUGCCGGAGAGUUUGCCACCUGCGCCCAGGUCGCAGUGAAGAUGCAUCAGAGCUUUCCCAGACCGUUGCCCCCAUCACUGAGGAGCGUGCUUCCCGUACCCUUUACCGUAUUAGCCUCCUGCGUCGCCUCCGUGAGCGAGUACUGCCCCACCCCUCCCUGGAGGAGCGUCUGCUUCUUGCUCCACCCUCCUCUGAGCUGCCAGCGUGGUGGAAUAUACGAGAACACGAUCGUCAGCUGAUGCUGGGCGCUGCACUGCACGGUGUCAGCCGCACUGAGCUGUCCAUCUUCUCAGACCCACAGUUCACCUUCAGUCAGGCUCGGGAUGAGUUCAUACAGAACCAGCUGGCCCCGCCCCCUCCACCUCCACCUCAGGCAAUGCCCGUCAUGCCCCUCAGCCAGCCGAAGACUGAGGAGGAGGUGCCUGGUGUAAAGGAGGAGGUGGCUGAAGACAAUGCCCGGUUGCUUGGAGGUGAAAUCAUCGCCAACCUGCAGAGUACGCCCUUGAGUCACCAUGACGGCAAGGCACGAGGGCAGGGCUGGAGCUUAAAGAGAAGCAGGGGGAGGGUUGGAAAAACAGGAGGAGAAAGGAAGGGAGAGGGAGGGUCAGAUUCUGAUUCUGAUUCUGAUUCGGGUUCAUCGUCCUCUGAGCGAUCAGGAAGCAGUGAUGAAAGUGGAGAGAGUGAGGAAGAGGUGGAAGGAGCAGGCAUGAAGCUGUGUGACGGGGAUGAAGAUAAUAGUUUACUCUCCAUGACUCCAUCUCAGGAUGGCAUUCCUCCUCCUGAUCCUCUCAGAGUUGAUUGGCCCAAGGACCGUGUGCUGAUCAACCGUCUGGAUAGUUUGUGUACGCUGGUGCUAACUGGUCAGUGGCCCUCGGGGCGACGCUACGUGUCUGAGGCUCAGCUAAACCCAAGCUCAGAGCUGGCGGGAGAAGAGAUGGCCUACACAAGGGUCAUCCGUAAACCCAGCGGCACGCCUGGUGGCCCUGGGGCAGAUGGAGAUGAUGGAGAGUUCACUGUCAAGCUCCUCAAGGAGGAGGGACUGAAGCUGACCUUCUCUAAGCAGGCCCUGAUGCCCAAUGGGUCUGGGGGGGAGAGCAGCGGCCGCAAAAGGCGUAAGGAUCAAGAGUUAUCCGACCCCGAUGGACUCCAUGAUCCACUGGAGCGUACUCCUCGGCGCAGGGACCCUCCCACCUGGUUGAAGGAGAACCCAGACUAUGAGGUGGAGGGAGACAUGCUGGAGCUUCUUGUGAACAGGAGUAAGAGGAAGAGAAGGAGGAGGGCAGAUAAAGCCCUGACAGGCAGUGAGAAGGUCAAAGUCAUUAACAUGAGGACAGGAAAGAAGGUUGGAGCUGCUUGUUGUCCGAAUCUGCAAGACCUAAGGGAAUAUCUGGAGGAGAAUCCUGAUAACGCUGUAGCACCCGAGUGGUCUGAAACUAUUCGUAAUUCUGGCUUCCUGCCUGAGACCCUUCACCACCGACUGCUGACCGAGCACUCAGAGAUCCCGAAGAAAAGCAGACGCCGUCAUCACCACCACCACCACCAUCACCACACUGCAGAGGCCAGCCACGAAGACCCCAACCUGGACGGAGUUGAAGAGGAGACUCUGGUCUCAGAUGGAGCCUACAUGAUGGAUGAGGAGGACCUAGAGACCUCCCAUCACUUCCUCACCAGUCCAGACUUUGACGUUAAAAUGGAGGGCGGCGACAGCCUUUCCCAAGGUGACUAUGACAGCUCAGAUCAAGAGGCGCUAUUGGACGAUGUCAUCAUAGCACAGAAGGACUCUGAUUCCUCAUCAAGCUCAGAGGAUUGACUGAACCCCCCUCUCCUAAAACAUCUGACUUAGUCCCCUUUUCAACAAUGAAUCAUGUUAUUCCUCAUUUAUUUUUACCAUAUUAUGAUCAACUUAUGAAUGAAUGUUUUUUGUUGUUACUUUUAUUCAUUUAUUUUAUAUAGAGAUUUUUUUCCAUAAAGAGCAGGUUUGCACCCAUCUGUUUUCUUUUUCAUCAUCACAAUUGUGGUUCCAUCUUUGUCUCCUCGAUCCUCCUCUCUAACCUCCUGACAAAAUGGCAAAAAAGCUGAGCUUUCUUACUUCAUGACUCGUCAUUCUCCUCUUCCUCCAAAACCUAUUCUUUCCCAUCACAUUCCCAGUCAUGACCAAAAGGGGACCCCUGCUGUACAGAUACCCUUUUCUUAUCUAAGAACCUCAAUGCCAGUCCUCUAGCGCUACAUGAAACUGGACAUGUGUACCGAGCAGAGCCUGGAUCCAGAUCCCACAAUCCCUUGAACUCGUUUGGUCAUAUCUCCUGUAUCCAGACGAGUCUGUGAACUAAAAGGGGAUCCGUUGUGUGGAUGUACUGUUAUUGUUUUCACUCUGUGUGAGGGGUGGGGGUUGAGAGGGUGGGAGGGGGAAAGUGACGUAUUAGUUACUGAAGCAGUGCUAGGAGGAUGGGUGUAUUGUACAAUGUAGAGCUGGUCAGUUGUGUACUAUGGUGCAAAGAUGACGGCAAUGAGUUACUAUUCUUGUUUUAUGAUCUGAGUGUAUCUGUGAAAUGAAUAACAGCAAUCUACAGUGAAAGCAA
Molecule: messenger RNA, 6598 nt
Organism: Micropterus salmoides (largemouth bass)
Lineage: Eukaryota; Metazoa; Chordata; Actinopteri; Centrarchiformes; Centrarchidae
Product: chromodomain-helicase-DNA-binding protein 8-like
Biological process (GO): chromatin remodeling
Molecular function (GO): ATP binding; ATP-dependent chromatin remodeler activity; protein binding
Source: RefSeq, a predicted model, not a curated record